Dioscorea cayenensis subsp. rotundata (Guinea yam) is the source of this 795-nucleotide messenger RNA. Its product is annotated as protein SENSITIVITY TO RED LIGHT REDUCED 1-like. NCBI's taxonomy places the organism in Eukaryota, Viridiplantae, Streptophyta, Magnoliopsida, Dioscoreales, Dioscoreaceae. The coding region runs from base 1 to 795 and encodes 264 amino acids. Gene Ontology annotation, cellular component: cytoplasm; nucleus. Gene Ontology annotation, biological process: microtubule-based process. The record is from RefSeq and is a predicted model, not a curated record. The transcript has a single exon.
AUGGAAGUUGAUGGAGAAUAUACUGCUUUAAUGAAAGACAUGGAUUAUGCUCUUGAACAGGUCCGAGCAUCCAAAUUCUUGGCUGAUCUCAUCAAUCAGAUUCAAGAAAAACCUGAGAUUGUUUCAAGCUUCAAAGGAAGACCUAUGGUUGUGUAUGGACUUGGCAGCAUCCAAUUUAAUUACGCUGCAAAGUUCCAACUCUCUCUUGCUCUUCUCUUAAGGGAAGUGAUGGCGUUGGAGAUUCAAAAAGAUCAAAUCACUAUAUGUUGUGAUGAUAUUUCACUGACACCUGCUGAAGAAAAAGUCAUCAAAGCCUAUGGAUGUCAUAUUGUUCUUGUAACUGAUGGUCGUUUUAGAUGGGCUGUUGUUGAUGAACCUACUGUCUUCUUCCUUCCCUUCACAAGACCUGAAGUUUUGGGAGAUUUAUUGCAUAUGAAUUGGUGUCCUUCACGACUGGAAAAGAUGUUGAUCUUGGGAAGAAACUUGAAAUCCAUGUCUGAAACUUUAGAUCCAAUGGUAUCCUGCAGGGAAGGACAUUAUCCUAAGAUGACAAUAAAAAAAGUAUCAUAUAUAAUAGACAGACUGAGAUACAUUUGGGGGAUAAAGGAGCACACUAAAGUGUUCAAGAUCGCAAACAAACCACCAUCAUCAUCAUCAUCAUCACCAGAAAGUGAAUCCCAUGAUUACAACCCUGAAGAAAUUUUCCAAAACUUGUGCUGGCAAGUGUUCAACAUUAAACAGCUUAAGAGCAUUCAGGACAUGGAUAUUUUGUUACCAAGUAAGGCCUCAUUUUAG